Molecule: messenger RNA, 2673 nt
Organism: Exophiala aquamarina CBS 119918
Lineage: Eukaryota; Fungi; Ascomycota; Eurotiomycetes; Chaetothyriales; Herpotrichiellaceae
Exons: 1
Coding region: 1-2673 (890 amino acids)
Source: RefSeq, a predicted model, not a curated record
AUGGAGAGUGACAAUCCACUCAGCAGCCCAAACAGAAAUCCUCUGAAAUGCCCGCCAGGAGCUCUGAAUCAACUCUCACCGGAGCGCAUGAACCAACAGCGUAUCCCACAAUCGCCCUCCCUGCACAGCUACCUCAUCGAAAAUGAUCGACCACGAAGUCGUGAGUCGAUGACCUCGGAAGUGCAGUGUAAAGUCGCCUUCUUGAACAGUCUGAGCACGCAGUCUUCCCCAACACGAGCUCCCCGUGCAGAGAAAAUACCAGCACUGAUCCCGGCAGCCAGCCUCGCCGGCUCUCAUGGGAACACAUGGCAGAACAACGGCAAUAAUAAUAAUAUUAAUGGUAAUACCAAUAGCGCCUUCCAACGGGCCGUUAUGGGCUAUGAGGAAGCACAAGCCAGUUUGGCAACACUUAGUGCUGAGCUAGAGCGCUGUAAGGAAGAGCUUGGUGCGAGAAAGAAACGCGAGCGGAUGAUUGCCCAGCGGGUGGAGACGCUCUUAGAAGAACUUCAAGCCGACAAGGACAAGCGAGCGCGAGACCAGGAGUCGUAUGCCAAGGAGGUCAAACGCUGUCGAAAGGAGACAUACCGUGCCGAGUUGGCUCUCGUUGAAUCCAGAGAGGAGUUGAAGGAGCUCCGAAGUGAGCUGAAAAAGUCGCAUGCAGAGACUCAACAUGAAAAGAUCGAAAAGGAGAAGAGUCGACAGGAGGCCUUUGAGAGGGCUUAUGCCUUGGCCGGCGUCCUGGAGGAGAUGGAACAGGUGAAAGAUCGCCUGAAAGCAACGGAAAAGGAAAGAGAUACAGCUAUUGAGGAGGCUCGUUCUACCUUGGCAGAGAAGGCCGCGUUAGAAAGCGCCCAAUCUCAUGAGUUGAACACAGCAGCAAAUCAGCAGCAGGAAGCUCGUUCAUCAAAGUGGCUUGGUGACUAUGAGGGCCGAUGUACCACCAACCUGAGUGCCGUCUCCGAGAGUUCCACUGCUCACUAUCCUUUGCCAUCGUUUUACCCCCUUUAUCCAAGUUUCGAUUCGAUCAAGUUCCGUCUUGAUAUCUACGAGAAGCAAAUGGAAGAGGAAGAGAUCACGCCGGAGGAAGAAAUUCUGUUUCUCAAACAAGAACUGAAAUGUGCAAAGAGGCAACACAAAGAGGCAGAAGAUUUGAUCCAUUUCAUGCACAUGCAGUGUCAGUUCAAGGCUUGUCCUUGCCGGAUUGCCGAGUCUGAUAGUGAAAGAUUCGUCCAUGAUCACGUUUACGAUGCCGAGCUGCGGCAGCAACGGAUUUCGAAGAAACGAAAGAUCUCGGCUGAAGGAUUUAAUUUACAACAAGCUCAACGGGAGCCUGCACAACGUGCUCCACCAGAUGAAUUGCUACGUGAAGAGACACCGAGGCCCAUGAAGAAGGCAACUUCUGCUGGAGACAUCAUUGCCUUGCCUCCCGAUCCUACACCGGAAGAGUUAUCUGGAGCCCUGGAGGAGCCAGCAUAUGUCCAACAAGCUCUGGAGUUGCCGUUGCCAGAGCCACAACCAAUGGAAUUGGACUCGGUCAGCACCACCCCAGAAGCUACAGCUCAGCUCGAGGAAAUCACUCAGGUGCUCGUUGAACCUGGUACAGCCAGUAAGCCCUUCUCCUUUUCGACCUCAACAACAAGUCAUGCUGCUACAAGGUCGGCAGCACCACCUCUUCGUCAUACGGAAAGUGCAUCCGCAUGCCUUGAGCAGGAUCUGUUUGACCUCUCUCCACCAAAACAAGCUCAGCCUCGUCGACCUUCCACAGCAAUGGGGAUCCUGACCGUCGAUUCACCGAUCCGAUUAAUUCCAGAUUCUCCGCGAUCCUACAAAACAACUUGCGAUGAAUAUGCCCGAUCGACAACUCCUACCUUUGAUCGUCAUCAAAUGUUCACAGAGUCGACAACCACCACCAAAAUUGCCUUGAAGGAUUCUUCCCCUCGAAGUAGUCUUCAUAGAAGAGCACAGUCACGACCUAAUAUCCGGAGUCAUUCUCCUCUUGUUUCUUCUAUGGCGUCAAAUAACCACCAGUCGGCUAUGAAUAGAGGUUCCGCUAAAGAGACGUCAGCAUCACCAGCGGCGAGCACAGUUUUCCCGGUCACUCCUCUUGAUAGACAUGCGAGGUCAAUGCACAACAUGAAACAGCACGCCCAAACACAAGAGCGACGAGCGCCUCAGACAAUUGCGGCGUCUACUACAACCACAAGAGUCCCCCUUCGCGGAUUCGCCGAUGCAGAUGAUGUUUUCAGCCCCCUCCGUGACGGGAACGGCCACGCUCAUACGGAAGUCAUUCGUACAACGACAGUGGCAACAGAUUCAACCGCGUUACAUUCAUUCCAACACCAUUCACGCCCUGGGGCCUUGGACCACAAUACCAGGGACUCGAAAUCGGACCCGAACUCAGCCUCGAUCCUCGGCAAUGUUCCAGGUACCCCCAUCUCGCGCGAAGCAGCGCUUGCACAAAUACGGGCACGAAGAGAUCGAGCGCGUAGCGUCAAUCUCAAACGCUCAACAGGUUCACUGGCCGGGGGACAGGGGUCAGGUGCUGUGAAGAGUCCAACCAAGCCAAGAGUGGUGAACGGUGUCACUGGUGCAGGGGGAAUAUUUGCCCAAGACAGAGACGGUGCUCGCAGGGAGAUCAGCCAGGCCAGCGCGCCGGGUAGAUUUGCUUGUUAG